AUGGAAAACAUAAAGUUAUUCAACCUCUAUCCAUACACAGAAGUAAAGGUAAGCGAUGAGACACUUGUUCCAUUUAUCAACGUGUCGGCACCAGGAAUAUUUCCUCAUACAUGCACCAAGAUUAACCUUGGCCGAUUUGGAAAGGCUAAGACAAGCAUUGUAGAGCGGUUUGCUGUCCAUCUUAUGCAACAUGGAAGAAACUCUGGAAAGAAAAGACUGGUUAUAAGACUGUUUAGAGAGGCCUGCGUCAUCAUGCAUAAACUGACCAAGGAGAACCCAGUUCAACUGCUUGUCGACGCAUGUAUAAAUGCGGGCCCAAGAGAGUCAUCGUCACGAGUGGGAAGAGGAGGAAAUAUGAAAAGAACGUCUGUAGAUGUUUCUCCUUACAGGAGAUUGAAUAUUGCACUGAGGCUUCUGGCUGAAGGCAUUAGGACCACAGCUUUCAAAAACAAGAAGACUAUGCCCGAGAUCAUUGCUAACGAGAUAAUGGCAGCAGCAAAGAACAGUCAGAACUCCUAUGCUGUCAAGAAAAAGGAGGAAAUUGAAAGAGUGGCCAAGUCUAAUCGUUAA
Molecule: messenger RNA, 570 nt
Organism: Vittaforma corneae ATCC 50505
Lineage: Eukaryota; Fungi; Microsporidia; Nosematidae
Product: ribosomal protein S7
Exons: 1
Coding region: 1-570 (189 amino acids)
Biological process (GO): translation; ribosomal small subunit assembly
Cellular component (GO): cytosolic small ribosomal subunit; ribosome
Molecular function (GO): structural constituent of ribosome; rRNA binding; mRNA binding
Source: RefSeq, a predicted model, not a curated record